Messenger RNA from Auanema sp. JU1783, 1989 nucleotides. Lineage: Eukaryota; Metazoa; Nematoda; Chromadorea; Rhabditida; Rhabditidae. The record is from the annotation of a GenBank genome assembly.
AUGCCUUUAUCAGAUGAAUUAUCUAUUGCUGACUCAAAGCAAAACCGCAGGAACUCACUCUCAUCACAAAGUUCGGAGACAUGUAGAGUUUGUGGUGAUGGUAAUGCCAAGACUCAUUAUGGAGUUGUGACGUGUUUUGGAUGCAAAGGAUUCUUCAGACGAACAUUAAAACGACCAUCUGAAUACCAAUGUCGAUAUAAUGGAAACUGUGUUGUUGAUCGUCAUGAACGGAAUUCUUGUCGGUAUUGUCGAUAUAAGAAAUGCAUUGAGGUUGGGAUGGACCCUAAAGCUGUUCGACCUGAUCGUGAUGCUACAGGAAGGCAUUUUCAAGGAAGACAACGGCGAUCAAAAAUAAAUGCCGAAGAAGAACAGGAAAUAGACACGGAAUGGAUGCGGAAACUGCCUGUUGACAUGAGAACAACGUUAUUACAACUUAUGAAUAUUGAUCUCGUAGUCGGUGGUACGGACGGAGGAACAGAUUCAAAAGUCGUUUAUCCACUUCCAAUCGAUUCAAUUCGUCAUGCCUUGGAAGAUCCAGCCAUUUUGGAUGGCAAGCGAACUGAGAUGAGAUAUGAAGGUUAUCGAGAAAUAAAUCCAAUAGAACUACCUUCAAUCGCUCAUCGAACUCUCAUAGCAGUCAUUGACUGGGUUGAUCAUCUUUUCGAUGCUAUGGAUAUACAAGGACUUGAAGACAAGUUGACGAUGGUUCGUCAUGCUUAUGCGCCAUUAAUGGUUUUUAACUUUUCGUCGAAUACGGCUAGGAAUUGCAAAAAGAAUGAUCUGAUCUAUCUGUGUUCUCAUGGAUACGUUCCUAGGGAUUGCUGCCAAAAAUGGACAGAGCCAUUUCAUUUCGCCAAUAACUUGGCUCCUCAAGCUUUAGAUGACUUGAUCAUUCCUUUAAGGAAAAUGAAUAUGAAAGAAGAAGAGGCUGCUUUAUUAAAGGCUAUUAUUAUUUUAAACCCAAAUCUCAAAUGUCUUUCACUUGAAGCUUCAGAAGCUAUCGCCGAUAUGAGGGAUAGAGUUCAAGAAACUUUGUAUUAUGUUGUACGGGAGACUCAUCCCAAAGAAGUUGCUUCUUCCCGUUUUGGAAAUUUACUUUUGUUCGUGCCAAACGUUAUGAUGAUUGGAAGACAUGUGCUUGAAAAUCUACAAUUUAUUGCAAACUUUGAACAGAUGCAGGAUCAGAUGUUGAAAAGCUUGCUGCAACAAGAGGAAAGUGUUCAAGUGCGACCACAAGAGCUGGAAUACAUUCCGGACGCUGUUCGAAGAAAUUCCGAUCCUCGUAUGUCUCAUUCUGCCUCAUCGUCAUCUGUUGAGUCAUUAAGCAGUUAUCCAAGUAGUAGUAGUAACUCAUACCAGGAGCCGGAGAGUGCCAUACCUUAUAAUUUUUCUUCAAAUUCCCUACCAGCUACACCUAAUCAACUUGAUAACAGUCUGAAUUCAGCGUCAUCAAUGCCUAAUUUAGAGCAAAUGGCUGAUUGUGACCCAGAUUACAAUGUAACUCUGACUCCUGACAUGUUUAGCGAUAUGCGACAGGCCAUGUCGGUUGCUCAUAACAUGGAUACCUCCUGCUUCAAACCCAGUGAGAAUCAAAUGAUUCAGCAGCCCCCUGUCAGCCCAUCAGCUGAACGUCCAACCUUUUAUAUAGAAAGUACAAAACAUAAAUUCGCUGUCACAACAUUUGACGGCUAUCCAAGCGGGAACUACCCUGUAACGUCAAUGACAAAUGGCAUACCAAUGGCAUCGCUUCAUAAUGUAUCUAAUUCUUACAAUCAACUUCCUCAACACCAUACAUCACAAAAUCAAGCAUCACAUCCUCAACAAUCUCAAUCACCUCAAUCAUUACAACAGCAGCAACAACAUCAGCAGAAUGCUUCUCAACAAUCACAACAACAACCAUUAACUAAAACAAAUUCUCUUCCACCAAAUUAUUAUAAUUUCGAUUCAUCACAAUAUAAUUCAAUGGAUUAUGAAGAGAGCUUCUACUGA